AUGUAUUAUUUACACGGCACACCUCUUGUCAAUGCACAAGCCCAGAAAGACCCCACGACCAUCAAGAUUCUGAUCCUGUUGUUUUCACACGUGGUGGACGAUUAUCAGCGAUCCUCGAACUUAUUCAAAUUCCAAAUAUCUCAAAAACACGGCCGGCAUGCUUUGCAAGAACACCCUCAUUGCCCACCGACUGGAACGCUGUUCUUCGCCAACAAAGGCGGCAACUUCCAGCCCAGCCAAACAAUCAAAGGUGUCCAUGUUGAUGCAACUGGCGGGCAGGUCACCAACAGCAAGCUCGCAGUUACUUCCAUUGUCAACGAUGAUGGCGUUGAGCCUGGCAAGGACGCCUAUAACUUUUAUAGCGGAGAUGGUACCACUAGCGCUGGCUGGCCCGCCAAAAGCGCAUGGAUCUCUUUUGAAGACAUGUUCAACAACAACGAGGUCGAGAUGUUCAGUUCUUGCGACCAAUUUUCGGAGUCCGAUGACUCCGGACCCGAAGUCGGCGCGAUCUACAACGCGCUCCAGCAAGUUGCGAUGGAGACAGAGGUGGACCAUCGCUUCAUCCUUGCUGUAGUGAUGCAAGAGUCUGGAGGCUGUGUUCGUGCCCCGACGACCAAUUACGGUGUCCGCAACCCGGGUCUCAUGCAAGAUCACGACGGCGCUGCCACUUGCAACGACAACGGUGAUGUUCAGAAUCCAUGCCCCACCAGCACCAUCACCCAGAUGAUCCGAGAUGGUUCUGCUGGCACAGCCAGUGGCGAUGGUCUUGCGCAGUGUAUCAACGAGUCUGGUGCCAGCGACGUUUCGGCCUUUUAUAAGGCAGCCAGGAUCUACAAUGCUGGCUCAUUGGCCUCAGAUGGAGAUCUUGGGGCACCCGGCGCGACCCGUUGCUACUCCUCUGAAAUUGCCAACCGCCUGACCGGUUGGGUACAGGCCGCUCAUGGCUGCACUCUCGAUGGAUAG
Messenger RNA from Letharia lupina, 963 nucleotides. RefSeq lists its product as uncharacterized. Bases 1 to 963 code for a protein of 320 amino acids. The record is from RefSeq and is a predicted model, not a curated record. Lineage: Eukaryota; Fungi; Ascomycota; Lecanoromycetes; Lecanorales; Parmeliaceae. The transcript is spliced from 7 exons.